Molecule: messenger RNA, 2270 nt
Organism: Nannospalax galili (Upper Galilee mountains blind mole rat)
Lineage: Eukaryota; Metazoa; Chordata; Mammalia; Rodentia; Spalacidae
Gene: Psen2
Product: presenilin 2
Exons: 13
Coding region: 364-1710 (448 amino acids)
Biological process (GO): intracellular signal transduction; calcium ion transport; membrane protein ectodomain proteolysis
Cellular component (GO): neuromuscular junction; growth cone; cell surface
Molecular function (GO): aspartic endopeptidase activity, intramembrane cleaving
Source: RefSeq, a predicted model, not a curated record
GCGGGGCCGGCGCCAGCGCCGGGAGAGGCGCUCCGCCAGCGGCGUAAACUCUGCCGGGUGCCGCGGCGGAGCAGAUGGAGGACCCCAGAGCAUUCCAAACAGAACAGAUGCAGACCAGUUUAACUCAAAAUUGACAGCCUGAAAGCCAGGGCUGUCCCCAGAGUGUUGUGGUGGGAACAGACAGACUGUCCAGCAUCAGAAUGAAUGCUCCUGAUGUCUAUAUGGCCCUUCUGUGGACACUUGAGCCUCCCAGGCCUUCAGCCAAGACUUGUGACAGUAAUUAAAGGCUCUGGAUAAGCUGCUUCAGAUCAAAUUCUAAGAAGUAGCAUUUCAGGAUCAAAAGGUGCCUUUGGAGGCAGGGCCAUGCUCACAUUCAUGGCUUCUGACAGCGAGGAAGAGGUGUGUGAUGAGCGAACAUCCCUGAUGUCGGCUGAGAGCCCCAUAUCACGCUCCUGCCAGGAGGGCAGGCCGGGCCUGGAGGAUGGAGAGAACACUGCGCAGUGGAGGAGCCAGGACAGUGAGGAAGACUGCGAGGAGGACCCUGACCACUACAUCUGCAGUGGAGUUCCUGGACGACCACCAGGCCUGGAGGAGGAGCUGACCCUCAAGUAUGGGGCAAAACAUGUGAUCAUGCUGUUUGUGCCUGUCACACUGUGCAUGAUUGUGGUGGUGGCCACCAUCAAGUCGGUGCGCUUCUACACGGAGAAGAAUGGGCAGCUCAUCUACACGCCCUUCACAGAGGACACGCCCACGGUGGGCCAGCGUCUCCUCAACUCCGUGCUGAACACCCUCAUCAUGAUCAGCGUCAUUGUGGUCAUGACCAUCUUCCUAGUGGUACUCUACAAGUACCGCUGCUACAAGUUCAUCCAUGGCUGGCUGAUUAUGUCCUCCCUCAUGUUGCUGUUCCUGUUCACCUACAUCUACCUCGGGGAAGUGCUCAAGACCUACAACGUGGCUAUGGACUACCCCACACUCUUCUUGGCUGUCUGGAACUUCGGCGCAGUGGGCAUGGUGUGCAUCCACUGGAAGGGGCCUCUGGUGCUGCAACAGGCCUACCUCAUUGUGAUCAGCGCGCUCAUGGCCCUGGUGUUCAUCAAGUACCUGCCAGAGUGGUCUGCCUGGGUCAUCCUGGGUGCCAUCUCUGUGUAUGAUCUUGUGGCUGUGCUGUGCCCUAAAGGACCCCUGAGGAUGUUGGUGGAAACUGCCCAGGAAAGAAAUGAACCCAUAUUUCCUGCUCUGAUAUACUCAUCCGCCAUGGUGUGGACGGUAGGCAUGGCAAAGCUGGACCCCUCCUCUCAAGGAGCUCUGCAGCUGCCCUAUGACCCAGAGAUGGAAGAAGACUCCUAUGACAGUUUUGGGGAGCCUUCGUACCCUGAAGCCUUUGAGCCCCCCCUGCCUGGCUACCCAGGGGAGGAGCAGGAGGAAGAGGAGGAAAGGGGUGUGAAGCUCGGCCUGGGAGACUUCAUCUUCUACAGCGUCCUGGUGGGCAAGGCGGCAGCCACUGGCAGUGGGGAUUGGAACACCACACUGGCCUGCUUUAUUGCCAUUCUCAUUGGUUUGUGUCUGACCCUCCUGCUGCUCGCCGUGUUCAAGAAGGCACUACCCGCCCUCCCCAUCUCCAUCACCUUCGGGCUCAUCUUCUACUUCUCCACAGACAAUCUGGUGCGUCCUUUCAUGGAUACCUUGGCCUCCCACCAGCUCUACAUCUGACAGGAGACAAGCAGUGGCUCUGGGAGCUGUAGCAAGCUUCACUGGAUGCAGGUGGAUAGUUUUACACUUUAGUGCCAUAUAUUUUUUAAACGUUUCUUUCCUUAAAAAAAAACAACAAAAAACAAAGAAGCAUUGUAUUUACUUCAUGACAAGGAUGCAGAAGCUGCUUUUUGGUGGUAGCUGUUUUGUUGUUGACUGUGGCCAUCCUGCGGGAGCACCUGCAGGACGCUCAGCAAGGGUAUCAGCAAGGAUGAGGUCACAUAUAUGGGGCAGGCCUGGAGAGGACACUGGUACUUUCCAGGUCUCUGAUCCUCCAGGUUUGAGCAGAAGGGAGAUAUGUGUCAGUGGGGACCAGGAGGCAUGCUCAGAAAGGGCACUAAGCACUGUCACCCUGACCAGAGGAGAAAAGCCAGUUCCCCAUCAUGACUGUCCCCAGUGCUUCAUUCGUGAUGUCACUGUUACUUUAGUACCUUUAGAAGCUAAGUCCUGUUCUUGUUACAGCAGUGACUGCUGGGAAGCGGCUUAAUAUUAAUAACAAUAAAUAGAUGCUCCUGUUGGAA